AUGUCUGCAUAAUUAUCAUAGUAAUCAAAUCAAAUAGACUUAGUUUAUGCUAAAUAUAAUUUUGAAGGGAAACUCAUCUGGGCUAAGACUCUUUACUCAGAUCCUAAGACUGCUUCAACUAAUUAUGAUGAUGUAUUUUCAGGGGCGUCAAUUUCAAAGCAUGGGUACAUUUUCCUCGUAAUUCAAAGUAAUUUUUACACUAAGAGUGGAACAGGAAAUAAUAACCUGAGAUUCAUUAAAAUAAGCAAAGAAACUGUCGAUCUUUGUCAUGUCCUAGUAAUAUACCUCACCUACUAAAGCUGA
Molecule: messenger RNA, 303 nt
Organism: Stylonychia lemnae
Lineage: Eukaryota; Ciliophora; Spirotrichea; Sporadotrichida; Oxytrichidae
Source: the annotation of a GenBank genome assembly